AUGUUGGCAUCACAAGGAGCUUGGAUAGCAACUGAUUCUUCACCAUUUUUGCAAUGUGAAAGCUUAAUUAUUCCUCUUUCUUUGUUGCAGUUGAUCGUAGCUCUGUGCGCCGUAGGGCUUGUUCGUGGCAGCGGCUUAUUGGCGGCCGCUCCUAUUGCAUACAGCAGCCACGCUAUCGCGGCACCAGCUGCAGUCGUCUCCCGGACUAUCACCCCCGCGGUCUCCUCCAUCUCCUCCUACUCUACCCAGACCGCGCACGCUGCCCCCAUCGCGACCUACGCCGCGGCUCCCGUCGCUGCCUACGCCGCUCCCCUAAUCUCUAGGAGCUACGCCGCUCCCGCCAUCAGCACCUACGCCGCUGCCCCCGCUGUAGUCACCCGGACUAUCGCUCCCGCCAGCACCUCUUACUCUUCCUACUCGUCCACCACCUCUCACGGUUCCCCCGUCGCCACUUACGCCGCCGCCGCUCCGGCUGUCGCCGUUGCCGCCCCCGCUGUAGCCACUUACGCUGCCCCAGCUAUCACCUCCUACGCCAGGACUUACGCCGCCCCCGCUAUCGCCUCUUACUCCAGGGCGUACGCCACCCCCCUCGUCUCCACUUACGCCGCGGCCGCUCCCGUCCUCCGCUCAGCUGUGUCGUACUCCGCUGCACCCGCCGUUUCUCACAUUUCCUACAACGCCCACGGCGCCAACUACGCUUGGUAA
Maniola jurtina (meadow brown) is the source of this 705-nucleotide messenger RNA. Its product is annotated as cuticle protein 16.5-like. Lineage: Eukaryota; Metazoa; Arthropoda; Insecta; Lepidoptera; Nymphalidae. Bases 1 to 705 code for a protein of 234 amino acids. The record is from RefSeq and is a predicted model, not a curated record. The transcript is spliced from 2 exons.